AUGAUUCCUUUUAUACUUUCAAUCCAACGACUAGAUUCUGGCACUCCACCAGAUAUCUUAGUCCCCAUAGUUAAAUGUGCGUCGUCUGGAUUGUUAGUUUCUUGUCUUUCUCGAGAAAAUAAUAUUGUCUCAAUCCCAGAACAGAUUGAUAACCUCCAAAGUUCUGUGAAAUGCUUGAAACAACAAAAUUAUACAGUAAUUCUCGGAAAUUUCCCCACAAGUUCCUAUAUUAUCAAGAAAAGCAAUCAAACUCUCGAAAAACAAGAAGCAACAAGCAAAUUUAACUUAAAAACCAAAAUAAAUUUUUCAAUUAACUCAUUUUCUAGGAUCAUAAUAACUCUCUUCGUUUCGAUUUUAAUUUUGCGAUUUUUAAUUUUGUAUUUUCUUAUAUUACGACGUGAAAUCGUAGGCGAUUAUCAAUACAAAUUUUUCAUUAUCGAUAAUAAUGCAAACUAUUAUCCAAAAUCUUUAUCUUUUCCCUAUUUAUCGAAAGAUGAAUUACUAAAUUUAGUUCACGAAACGUUUGAAACGAAAAAGAACACCUACAGCAUGCUUAAAUCGGAUAGAGUCAAUAAUAUUACAUGCCAUUUGGUUCUUUUCCCUACAACUUUUUCAAAUUAUCUCCUCGUACUUUAUAUCGACAGUAACUUUGAAGAUGUAAGCUCUAAUGACAAUAUCGAUAUCCGUAACUCUCAUGAGUUCAGAGAUGAUCGCGUUGAUCCAGAAUUCAUCAAAACAUUUACCAAGAAGAGCGAAGACCUCAGCGUCAAGGUCUGUGCAGUCUCUGAUACAGCGGAAAUCGAAAUAUUCCAAGAUAAAGCCGAUACAAAGCCUACACAACAAGCAAUUACAUUACAGGUUUUAUUCAUGCUUUACUACAAACAAAUAGAAGCUUUAUUUAGUGGUUGUAACGAUUUCAUUACGUUUAAGAAGCUAAUUUUCAAUUUUAUGGAAACAUUCGAUUUCGAAGCUGUUGAAUUGUUCCAGGAGAGUAACGAUUCGCUUUCUGAGAUCGUAGAGUUCCAUACGAACCAAGAAUCUCAAGAUAUUACGCGCGAAAUUCUUAAAUUAUACAAAGAAGACGGAACAAAACGCGUUAAGCUCUUUGGAAAGAAAGCAGCCUUAUUUACAACAGAAUGCACUGAAAUGCGUUACUAUUUUAUCAUUGUUUUGUCUCAAUGCGAAGUAUAUCACGUUGAUCUCGAAACACAGCUUUCAUUCUUAGCUUUACAGUAUAUGACCUUUUACCAUAUCAAUUUCUCGCCUUACAGAAUGGACGUUCUUCGUCACAGAUUCAAGAAUUUGAUCAGUUUGAUGAAAGAACCAAUUUACAUCGAAGUCAAUGCAUCGGAGCGUCCAGAAAUACCUGAGAAUGCUAAGGAAGGAGUAUUGGUCUCAACAGAUGACAAUAAAUUCAUCCAAAUUUAUUCCGAAACGAAUUACGAUGAAAUCCUUAACAGCCCAAUCAAAUCAGCCUUGAUUAUUGAUAGAACAUCCUACCAAAAGACGAAACAGGCUCUAGAAGCAGCACAUAACGAUCAACAGUUAAUUAGAUCUUCAUUACACCUCCACAAGCUCAUUACACCACAAAAACUUGCAGAUAACACAUUGCAAAGAGAGCUUGGCUUCAAGGAUGACAACCUAAACCUCUUAGAUCUCGUUGUUCCUGAAGAUGUUCCUGAUGUAAAGAUGAUGAGUGAAAAAGUGAAGUGUUUCAGACUUAGAACGAGCGAAGGCGAAGAAUUAUUGUAUUCUGGCAUCGCCAAUGAAACAGUUAAUGGAGAAUUCGUUGGAUAUGUUUUCAAGAUGCAAAAUACAAUAACAAACGAGAACGAUAUCAAUUCUUUGAUAUCUCCAAGUAUCAUGAAGUACAUUGCCAUAUGGUCUUUCGAAAGAUCUACGGGAAAUAUCUUAUUAUCUUUAUCUACUCAAACAAACAUCAAGAAAAUCGAUGAGCUCGCAUUGUCAAUGGAAGAAAGCCAAAGACAAAUAUUCCUUGGCUGUAUCUCGUCCGUAUCUCCUCAAAAUACUCCAAAAUGCGUUGUUCAUUUCUUCGACCCGAACGUUAACGCAUACGUAUGGUUCGAAUUUGCCUUCUUCCAGACAACGCCAUCAGCCGUCCUAGUCAUAGCCCUUAACGUUGACGAGACAAAGAAUACAAAUGACAAAUUGACGGAAGUACAAGAAAUCAUCGACCAAUCGCUAUACCACGCAGAUAUUGUGAAGUGGUCCUUCUACGAGCGCGACACAGAACAGCAUAUUUUCAUGAAUUCUCCAUUGAGUUUUGAGACAUUGCGACUUUCAUGGUCCAGUAUCAACUUCCAAGUUCCCCUCGACUUCCAAGAACGUGCAAGGAAGGCCUUCGAAGACUGUCUGAGGGACGGAACACCAAUUGAAGUUGAAAUUCCAAUUAUCUUCGAAUCUCUUCAAUGGCUUUACCUCAGAGGUGGCCGAGGAGAUGUUCCUGGUACUCUUUUCGGAGUUUACUUCGACACAACGGAGUUAAUUGAAAUGAAGAACGAAUUAGAAGCCGAAAAAGAGUCAGCCAUCGAAGCAUUAUCCGCCAAAACUGAUUUCCUGGCCCGUCUUUCAUCAGAAGUCCGUGAACCAUUGCAAUACAUGCUUGCAGUUUUAGAAUUAAUGUUUAUGCUUCCAUCGAGUGACGAAUUGAAGAAGACUUUGGCAUUAGUCAGAUCCUCAUUUGACAGACUUAGUGAAUUACUGACAGAUACACUUGAUUUGUCUCGUAUCGACUCAGGAAAUUUGACUCCGACUUAUUCAACAUUUGAUUUAAUUGAAAUUUUGGAGCCAAUUGUAAACGAUGCAAGACAUCAAGUCAGAGGCAGAGACAUCAAGGUUUACUUCAACUGUCCACCGCAAGUCGCCUUGAAAUUGUAUGGAGAUCCUUUGAUCAUGAAAAGAGUUGUUUCCAAUGUUGUUUCAAACGCUGUCAAAUUCACAGAAAAAGGAAAAAUAAUCGUUGACAUUUCUGAAGAAACAACCGCCGGAAUAACGAUUUCUGUUUCAGAUACAGGUAUCGGAAUAGCCUUAGAUCAACAAGAGUCAAUCUUUGAUACAUUCACACAGAUUGACGGUUCAAUUACACGUCCUUAUGGAGGAAGUGGAAUUGGAUUAAGUGUUGUCACAAAAUUGAUGAAAUUGGUCGGAGGAAAUGUCAUGGUUUCAAGUGAAAUUGACAAAGGAUCUGUUUUCAAAUUAUUCUUCCCUUACGAUGUCAUUUAUAUUCCUUACGUUCCUGAGUCGAUCAGAUCUAAGAGAUGCUCAUUGGCUUUCGCGUAUCAGCACGUGAUUUCGCCAAUAAUCAAAACUUACACUGAUUUCUAUGGUGGUGAAAUUCAGUUCUACCCGGAUUUAAGCGAUACUCCCCCUUCAAUUUUAUUCAUUAUGCCUGAAAAAGAACAGAAGGAAUUAGCGAGCAAUUUGAAGAAGCAAUACCCUGACUUGAUAGUUAUAACUGUUUACGAUUCCCUUGAUGGAGAGAAUGAGCCAUUGUCUGAUGGAGAAAUGAGAGUAAUAAGACCUCUUCUUCCUUCAGUUUUGAGACAGAUUUUGUUGAGAGCCAAAUCGUUUAAUCCGAAAAUUUCUUCUGCUUCAGCAAAUAUCGUCCAAAAAACGGUUUUCGCGGUCAAAGCGAAUAUCUUGAUGGCUGAUGAUAAUGUCACAUCGCAGAUCAUCAUGUCGAAGAUUUUGGAUAAGAUGGAAUGCACUCAUUGCUGUGUUUCAAGUGGAAGAGAAGUCUUAAAAGAAUUGUCAGCUCAGAAAUAUAAUGUUUUGAUUGUUGACCAAGGUUUGCCUGAUAUCUCGUUGAAGAAUUUGAUGGAUGAGAUAAGAGCAAGAGAUAUACAAGGCGUGAGAGUUAUUGCACUUACUUCUUCCGCUCCUCCUGCAAAUGACUGCGGUGUUGACAUGUUUUUGACAAAACCUGUGUCAAUGGUUGUUUUGGCUGAAGCAAUCAAGAAACAGUUGGAAAUAGAGGCACACAGUAACAAGUAA
Molecule: messenger RNA, 4014 nt
Organism: Trichomonas vaginalis G3
Lineage: Eukaryota; Parabasalia; Trichomonadida; Trichomonadidae
Product: sensor histidine kinase GLRK family
Exons: 1
Coding region: 1-4014 (1337 amino acids)
Biological process (GO): phosphorylation; osmosensory signaling via phosphorelay pathway
Molecular function (GO): protein kinase activator activity; phosphorelay sensor kinase activity; phosphorelay response regulator activity
Source: RefSeq, a predicted model, not a curated record